ACCCAGUGCGCAGUGACGUCACAGCUGUGUUUGUUUCGGGGACAAGGGCGCGAGAUAGAAACUGCAAAGCGCGUUUCGUCCCAGCUGAUUGUACCCAGACAGCAGAGCUCAGCUCAACCAUCCAGCCUCCUGCUACAUUAAAAUAAUCACGCAGCGGUGAACGUCGGGAUAUUUUCUAUUAUAUUUGAUGCACAUGACGUGCAGCGGCGGCCUGGAGAAUCACUGGGUGACCGAAAACAGAGGGAAAUGUCCUGUUGGCCGCGCGGUGAGGAUGGAGACGAAGCCAUGCAUCAGGAUACUGAUUCUGAUGUGGCCGAGCAGAAGGAUGGAGGGAAGGGGAAGGUGAAGUGGACCCAAGGGGAGGAUGACAAGCUGAAAGCACUGGUUCAGAAACUGGGAUCAAACGACUGGAAACACAUAGCCAGCUUCAUCCCAAAUCACACAGAACAGCAGUGUCAGCACCGCUGGUUUAAAGUCCUGGAUCCAGAACUGGUUAAAGGUCCCUGGACCAAAGAGGAGGACGAGAAGGUCAUAGAGCUUGUGAAUCUGUACGGCAACAAACAGUGGGCAAUGGUGGCCAAACAUCUGAAGGGCAGGCUGGGUAAGCAGUGCAGAGAGCGCUGGCACAACCACCUCAAUCCCAACGUGAAAAAGUCAUCAUGGACGGCUGAGGAGGACCUCGUCAUCUACAAGUCUCACUGCCUGCUGGGAAACCGCUGGGCCGAGAUCGCGAAGCUUCUACCCGGAAGGACAGACAACGCUGUGAAGAAUCACUGGAAUUCCACCAUCAAACGCAAGCUGGAGAUGGGCUUCUACGCUCGAGAGGUGUUCAGACCAAAUGAGCUUGAAGAGCUGUUGGCGCACUUGAAUAAAGACGUGCAGGGCGCCAGCAGCUCUCAGGAUGCUUCAAACAAAGAAACAGACCAGAAAGCCCACCUCUCAGAAACGCCAGCUCCGGUCGCUGCAUCUCCCAGUGAAGCAGAGCCGUCCAAAGCCGUCUCCUCACCGAAGGACAGUUCAAGCAUCAAGACUGAAGAGGACACCAGCGAGGAGUCGAGCGGUACCAACUGGGUGGUGGACAGCUCCGGGUUUCUUUCCCCUACUGGCCCCACGCUAAAGGAAGUGCUUGACCUGGUGGAUGGGGACUUGGAUGGUUGGUGUAACCUGGCGGCCUUUGACCUGCCCGAGGACAGCCCCAGCCCAGAACGGCACCAGUUCCGCCUGGAGGGCAGCGCCCUGCAGGAGCUAAGCAAGGGCAGCAAGGGAGAACUCAUCCCCAUCUCACCCGGAGGGAUCAGCCCACCGGCCAUACUCACGCGCCGCACCCGGAGACGCGUCACGUUGUCACCAGAUAGCGGUCACUCUAUGACACCAAAGAGCACGCCCGUCAAAAUCCUGCCCUUUUCUCCAUCUCAAUUCCUGAACCUGUGGACGAAGCAGGACACUCACGACCUGGAAAACCCCUCCCUUACGUCCACACCAGUGUGUAGUCAGAAGGUCAUUGUGACCACGCCGCUGCAGCGAGACAAGACCCCACUCACCCAGAAAGAGAACUCAGUGUUUGUUACGCCCAACCACAGGUCCGAUCUCUGCACAACCCCACGGACUCCAACACCGUUUAAAAAUGCCAUGGAGAAGUACGGGCCGCUGCAGCCUCUGCCUCAGACUCCAAACCUUGAAGACGACAUCAACGAUGUCAUCUUGAGAGACGCGGGAAUAAACUUGGUUGUUGUCCAGGCGACGCCGCCUGAUCAGAGGCGCAAAACAACGCAUCGCCCCCCUAUGAAGAAAGUACGGAAGUCGCUGGCUCUAGACGUCAUGGACUGCCAGGUGAUGCCAACAUCCAAACGCAAAUCCAGCAAAGCUGAAGCCAAACGCACCAUCAAGGAAGAACCUGUUACAGUUUGUCUCAACUCCUCGUCGUUUUGCAGCAAGAGGCAUGAAAACAUAUUAGACCAGGGUUUCCUGUUGGGACCAAGUGACACCAGCAUAUUUCCAAGUGCAGUGCCUCCUGCACCUAUGUCAAAAGAAUGGAAGAAGGUCGUUUGCGGGCAAACUAAAGAUCAGCUCAUAAUGACGGAGAAAGCAAGACGCUACCUCCGUUCUCUAAAGAGCCACCCUCCCAGCCGGGCUCUGAUUCUGUCCUGAGAUCCGUCGUUAUAGAUGACUGCUCCGCAAAAAGCCUCACUUGUCAUUAUUGUUGAUCAUACUUACUAGAAAAGAACAAUGAAAGAAAGGGUAACCAAUCAAGGGUAAAGUCUUGUUGUCAGUGAAAAGUCAGGGUUUUACAUUGCAUAAUGUAUCUGAAAUGUAACAGUUUUGUAAUGUUGUGAACUACAAACACUCAGGUAGCUCCUCCAUAUCUAGUCAUUGUAUGGAGAACAUGUAGACUGGUUGAUCAGUAGUAGGUUGAGGGAUGAUGUAGUUUUAAGACCCCCUCCCCUAUGUGGGGAGAAACCAACAUGUUGCAAAGAUACAUGAAUAACUCAUGAAUAAAGCUGACCCAUUCCCAAUUAUUAAGAAAAGAAAUUAGUUCAGCCUUGUAAGUUUUAUGCUACUGUCAUAAAGCAGAGAACUUCAUUGAGCACUGUUGGAAAGGCUGACUUGUUAUUUGGCACUCUAAAUAUAUUUAGUGUAAUAUUUUACUCUUCUGACAUUUUGUCAUGAGUUGCAAUAAAAAUUGUACUCAGCA
Girardinichthys multiradiatus is the source of this 2692-nucleotide messenger RNA. It is a transcript of the gene mybl2b, whose product is annotated as v-myb avian myeloblastosis viral oncogene homolog-like 2b. The coding region runs from base 247 to 2148 and encodes 633 amino acids. The record is from RefSeq and is a predicted model, not a curated record. The transcript has 15 exons. Gene Ontology annotation, biological process: regulation of DNA-templated transcription. Gene Ontology annotation, molecular function: RNA polymerase II cis-regulatory region sequence-specific DNA binding; DNA-binding transcription factor activity, RNA polymerase II-specific. Gene Ontology annotation, cellular component: nucleus. Lineage: Eukaryota; Metazoa; Chordata; Actinopteri; Cyprinodontiformes; Goodeidae.